AUGAGGUACCUGGGUCUCACCCUGGACGGGAGGUGGGCUUUUGAGGCUCAUUUUGCAGAGCUAGCCCCAAGAGUCGUGAAAGCCGCCGCCUCACUGGGAAGGCUGCUGCCGAACGUGGGUGGUCCGAGCGCCCAUUGCCGUCGGCUGUACUCCGGGGUCAUCCGGAGUAUGGCCAUGUACAGGGCACCCAUCUGGGCGGACGCCCUCGGUCGCGCCAACAAAAUCCAGCUGCGACGGCCGCAGCGGGUCAUCGCGACGAGGGCGAUACGCGUACCAGAUACGAGGCCACUGAUGAAAGCUUUGGGAUUCUAUGAAGACACGUACUUGAAUUUCACUGAACUGACUACAAAAUAUGGAUAUCCAACGGAAGAGCACACAGUUUUGACACAAGAUGGAUAUCUCUUGACUGUUUUCAGGAUACUACCUAAAUGUAUAGACAAACAGAAACUUCCAGUUAUACUGGGACACGGAUUGUUUGACAGUUCAGACGCCUGGAUCGUGACUGGCCCAGAAACAGGAUUAGGAUUUAUUUUGUCUAAAAACUGUUACGAUGUUUGGGCAACUAAUUUCAGGGGCAACACUUACUCCCGAAAUCAUGUACGAUUAGACCCAAAUACGGAUCCAGAUUAUUGGGAGUUCUCUUUCCACGAAGUUGGCUACUUCGAUAUGCCAACAAUAAUUGACUAUGUUUUAAAUAAAACAGCGCAAUCACAAGCAUAUUACGUUGGUCACUCACAAGGUACUACGAACUUCUUCGUCAUGGGAUCUCUAAGACCAGAGUAUAAUGAUAAGAUUAGACUAUCGAUUCAGUUAGCUCCUAUUGCGUGGAUGAAAAAUAUAACUGUUCCAUUUGCAAAUUUACUUUCUCGCGAAUCAAAAAAUAUUAAGGAUCUUCUUUAUACUAUAGGAUUUAGAGAACUAUUUGCAAAGCAACAGUUGACACAUACUAUAGUAGAACUAGUAUGUCAAUUUGUUCCACAAGCAGUGUGCGGCACGUUUUUAUCUUUAACGACCGGUUAUGUGUACGGAAGUAUAACAUCAAAGAAUUUAGCUGUCAUUAUGGGCCAUCUUUUGGUAGGUGUUUCAGUUAAAACACUGACUCAUUUCGCCCAGUUGAUUGUUUCUGGACACUUUCAACAAUACGAUGAAGGUUUGGAAGGGAACAUUAAGAAAUAUGGUACAUUUAAACCUCCUAAAUAUAAUGUUUCACGUAUUUUAUCUCCCGUGGUAUUAAUCUGUGCUGAAAAUGAUAAUUUGUCGACUUUAGGAAAUAUUAAUAUUUUGAGUUCAAGACUGCCAAACCUAGUGGACAGGUAUGUAGUUCCUAUUCGAACAUGGAGUCAUAAUAGUCAUUUGUGGGAUGAAAGAGCGACAAAGUAUGAAUUUCAGAAAAUCCUUAAUUACUUCGAAAGAUUUAACACUUGA
Messenger RNA from Melitaea cinxia (Glanville fritillary), 1425 nucleotides. RefSeq names its product lipase 3-like. NCBI's taxonomy places the organism in Eukaryota, Metazoa, Arthropoda, Insecta, Lepidoptera, Nymphalidae. The transcript is spliced from 2 exons. Gene Ontology annotation, biological process: lipid metabolic process. The record is from RefSeq and is a predicted model, not a curated record. Bases 1 to 1425 code for a protein of 474 amino acids.